UCCCGCGCGAGGGUUUUGGUCUUCUCUCUCUCUCUCUGCUUGGGAGCGGCGGGAACGGAAGGUAAUCGGAGAGACACUAAAGGCUUCUGCUGGUUCAGCAGAGGAAAGGAAUCGAAAGGCGGCAGCUCCAAUUGGACGGAGAUUACCGCUUUGUUGUCCAGAUCUGGGCGGCAAUUUUGGCUUGCAGGUCAAAUUUGUUCUUCAGAUUCAGAUCUGUUGGGGUUUUGAUGAGUCCAGCAUCUUCAACCUCAAAGCCUUCCCUUACAGCUUCCAUGGAUUCUCCAGCUGAUAGCGGAGAGAUUGAUGCUGUUGAGUCUCGUUUCACUGAGUUCUGCAAGAAUGUACUGUCAUUGGACGAGAGCACGUUCUCACAGUCCGUGAAGCUGUUUAGAGAAACCAAGCAUCUAAUGUUGAGUAACUUGUCCACUGUCGGAAGCAUCACGGCUGAGGAAGCAGAACGCUACUGGUUUUCUUUUGUCCUGUAUUGUGUGAGGAGGUUGAGCGGAAGGAGCUCGGAAGAUGAACAUACAGAAUCCAAGGACGAUGGUUUUACUUUAUGCCAGAUAUUGAGACUUGCAAAUCUCAACUUGGUGGAUUUCUUUAAAGAGCUUCCUCAGUAUCUUAUCAAAGCUAGAGCAAUCUUAGAUCAUAUGUAUGGUGCAGAUUGGAAGAGCAAACUCGAGACAAAGGAGAUGCAGGCAAAUUUUGUACACUUGAAUCUCUUAAGCCAGUACUAUAAACGUACAUAUCGUGAAUUAUUCCAUGCAAAUGAAGAUAAGCAAUCUGCUCUUGUGAGCACUACUGAGUUGGUGAAUGACUAUCAGCGCUUCGGAUGGUUGUUGUUCUUGGCUGUUCGUGGACAUGCUUUUAGCCGGUUCAAGGACCUUGUAUCAUGCGUCAAUGGCCUGGUGUCUGUGUUGGUCAUUCUGAUAAUCCACGUCCCUACCCGCUUCAGGAAAUUCAAUGUCUGCGAUGAUCCGCGAUUUGCUAUGAAAACCGAUGAGGGUGUGGAUGUUGUUGGAUCACUUUGUCAUCGUCAUGACACCACAGAACAAAUGGUGAAGGAAACACUAGGAAGUGCCAACAAGUUAAUAGAGGAUCUUUUGAAGAAAAUCCCUUGUGCAGCUUCUGAAUGCAAAGCAGAAAAUCUAGAAAAUAUCAAUACAGAGGGUAUGAUCUAUUUUGAGGGCCUUAUGGAGGAAUCAUCUAUAUCAUCCAGCCUCAAUACAUUAGAGAAGGAUUAUGAGGAUACUAUUCGUAAUAAAGAUGAACUGGAUGCAAGGGUUUUUGCUAAUGAGGAGGAUAGCUUGCUUGGAUCUGGGAGCUUGUCUGGAGGUGCCAUCGAUAUUCCCUGUGCAAAGAGAAAAUUUGACUCAUUAGCCUCCCCUGCAAAGACCAUCACGAGUCCACUCUCUCCUCACCGGUCUCCUGCAUCUCAUGUUAAUGGCAUUAUCGGAGGUACUAAUUCGAGGAUGGCUUCUACUCCUGUUAGCACUGCGAUGACAACUGCCCGGUGGCUUCGGAAUGUCAUCUCUCCUCUCCCAUCAAAACCUUCAGCAGAAUUAAUGAGGUUCUUGACGUUGUGUGAGAGGGAUGUGACUCAUGAUGUAGUACGUAGGGCUCACAUAAUAUUGGAAGCUAUCUUUCCGAGCACUGCCCUUGGAGAUCGCUCUGUCACUGGUGGGCUGCAAAGCGCAAAUCUGAUGGACAAUGUAUGGGCUGAACAGCGAAGGUUGGAAGCAUGCAAGUUAUAUUACAGGGUUUUGGAAGCUAUGUGUAGAGCGGAGGCCCAAAUUUUGCAUUCUCACAAUUUGACCUCUUUAUUGACGAAUGAAAGGUUUCACAGAUGCAUGCUUGCCUGUUCUGCUGAAUUAGUUCUGGCAACACAUAAAACAGUUACGAUGUUGUUCCCUGCUGUGUUGGAGAGAACUGGGAUUACAGCUUUUGAUCUUAGCAAGGUGAUUGAGAGUUUCAUUAGGCAUGAGGAAUCUCUUCCAAGAGAACUAAGGCGGCAUCUGAACUCAUUAGAAGAGCGGCUCUUGGAGAGCAUGGUGUGGGAGAAAGGCUCCUCAAUGUACAAUUCCUUGAUCGUUGCCAGACCCUCUCUCUCGGCAGAAAUCAAUCGUUUGGGCUUGCUAGCAGAACCAAUGCCAUCCUUGGAUGCGAUUGCCAUGCAUAUUAACUUUUCCACAGUUGGACUGCCUGCAUCACCUUCUGGGCAGAAGCACGAGGGUUCCCCCGGUCACAAUGGUGAAAUCAGAUCUCCUAAAAGACUUUGUACUGACUUCCGGAGCGUCCUAGUGGAAAGAAAUUCUUUCACAUCACCGGUGAAGGAUCGACUUUUAGCCUUUAGUAAUAUGAAGUCAAAGCUGCCACCUCCUCCACUGCAGUCUGCUUUUGCCAGUCCCACGAGGCCAAAUCCAGGAGGUGGGGGAGAAACAUGUGCAGAAACUGCGAUCAAUAUAUUUUUCAGCAAGAUUACUAAACUAGCUGCUGUCAGAAUCAGUGGCAUGUUCGAAAGGUUACAACUCUCUCAGCAGAUGAAGGAGAGCAUCUACCGGCUCUUCCAACAGAUACUCAAUCAGCGGACAGGCCUUUUCUUUAAUCGUCAUAUUGACCAAAUCAUCCUCUGUUGUUUCUAUUUGAUGGCAAAGAUCUCUCGAAUAAAUCUAACAUUCCGGGACAUCAUCUGCAACUACCGUAAGCAACCCCAUUGCAAACCACAAGUGUUUCGAACUGUGUUUGUUGAUGGAUCAUCAGCACGGAGGAACGGGUCGCAGAGGACGAGACACGAACAUGUCGACAUUAUUACAUUCUACAAUGAAACAUUUGUUCCGUCUGUCAAGCCACUUCUGGCAGACCUUGGCCCUGUUGGAGCAGAUACAAAACCCAACCAGGCUCCAGAUGCUGGCACUGCUAAUAAUGCUCACUGUCCUGGAUCACCUAAGAUAUCUCAGUUUCCAAGUCUUCCGGAUAUGUCCCCCAAGAAGGUAUCUCCAGCACACAAUGUGUACGUGUCUCCAAUGCGGUCAUCCAAGAUGGAUGCCUCAAUAUCUCAUAGCGCAAAAAGCUACUAUGCCUGUGUUGGCGAGAGCACGCAUGCUUAUCAGAGCCCAUCCAAGGACCUUGCGGUCAUAAAUAACCGUCUGAAUGGAAGCACCCGAAAGCUCAGAGGCGCACUCAACUUUGACGAUGUUGAUGUUGGCUUGGUCAGUGACUCGAUGGUGGCAAAUAGCCUCUACCUUCAGAAUGGGAAUCGGGUCUCUCCACCUGCUGCACCGAAAUCCGAGAAUCCCGAAAUCUAAUAUUUAUGAUGUCUCGGUUUCCCUGUCAUAUGUAUAUUCCAGCUUUCUCUGGGUUCUGAUACUGGGGUGGGAAAUAUGGAAACGUAAAAACUAAGGAGGGGGGUAUUUGAGCGGCAAGGUAUCAGUCUCAUAGGUAUAGCUGCCCCGGCCCCUUUGUUACUCUCGCACUCGCACGCUUUUGCCCCAGUGGAAGUUUAGGUAGUAGCAUUUUAAAUAAGAUUUUGUAUUCGCCCCAUUUGUAGUUAUCAUUACUCGAUCUUUCCUUUGUCCAAAAAGUUGAAUGGCUGUGCCUGUGCAUGUUCUCUCCCUC
Molecule: messenger RNA, 3615 nt
Organism: Punica granatum (pomegranate)
Lineage: Eukaryota; Viridiplantae; Streptophyta; Magnoliopsida; Myrtales; Lythraceae
Source: RefSeq, a predicted model, not a curated record